CCCCCCCCGCCCUGUACAAGUCAGUGGAGGUGUCUCUUCAACGUGCAAGCUGUGAGACUGCUGCCCCAGAGAGAGCAAGGAUUCCUGCAAGGAGGAAAGGAGGCUUGGAGGUCUCACCUGACACAAUGACAGACAGAAGCCCCUUUGAGACAGACAUGCUCACCUUGACCCGCUACGUUAUGGAAAAGGGGCGACAGGCCAAAGGGACUGGGGAGCUCACCCAGCUGCUCAACUCGAUGCUGACUGCCAUCAAAGCCAUCUCCUCCGCUGUGCGGAAGGCCGGACUGGCCAAUCUGUAUGGAAUUGCGGGAAGUGUGAAUGUGACAGGAGAUGAGGUAAAGAAACUGGACGUGCUAUCCAAUUCCCUGGUCAUCAACAUGCUCCAGUCCUCCUACAGCACCUGUGUCCUAGUCUCUGAAGAGAAUAAAGAGGCGGUGAUCACAGCCAAGGAGAGAAGGGGGAAGUAUGUGGUUUGCUUUGACCCACUGGAUGGAUCUUCAAACAUUGACUGCCUGGCCUCCAUUGGAACCAUAUUCGCUAUCUACAGAAAGACCACAGAGGAUGAGCCUUCUGAGAAGGAUGCCCUGCAGCCUGGCCGCAAUAUUGUGGCUGCAGGCUACGCACUCUAUGGCAGCGCGACCCUGGUGGCCCUUUCUACAGGGCAAGGAGUGGACCUCUUUAUGCUGGAUCCGGCUCUUGGAGAGUUUGUGCUGGUGGAAAAAGAUAUCCGGAUUAAGAAGAGAGGGAAGAUUUUUAGCCUCAACGAGGGCUAUGCCAAGUAUUUUGAUGCUGCUACCACUCAGUAUGUACAGAAAAAGAAAUUCCCUGAGGAUGGCAGUGCACCUUACGGGGCCAGGUAUGUGGGUUCCAUGGUGGCUGAUGUGCAUCGCACCCUUGUCUAUGGAGGAAUCUUCAUGUACCCAGCCAACCAGAAGAGUCCUAAGGGCAAGCUCCGGCUCCUCUAUGAAUGCAACCCUGUGGCCUACAUUAUUGAGCAGGCAGGAGGCAUGGCGACCACAGGCACCCAGCCUGUACUGGAUGUGAAGCCAGAGAGCAUUCACCAGCGAGUUCCCCUCAUUCUGGGGUCCCCAGAAGAUGUACAAGAUUAUCUCACAUGUGUGCAGAGAAACCAAGCAGGCAGGGAGUGAGCCUGAGCUCACAGGCCCACUUCCCUUUGCCUUGUAUGUUAUUUUACGAAGGACUAGGUGGACGACCAAUGGAGAUGGCAGGAAAGGCAAACACGCCAAGCUUGCCAGGUCACUUUCCAAAUAGCACUCUACCACUAAGGGCGGGUUUAGAAGCCAGAGGUAAAGAUAUGGU
Acomys russatus (golden spiny mouse) is the source of this 1320-nucleotide messenger RNA. It is a transcript of the gene Fbp2, whose product is annotated as fructose-bisphosphatase 2. Lineage: Eukaryota; Metazoa; Chordata; Mammalia; Rodentia; Muridae. Gene Ontology annotation, cellular component: cytosol; cytoplasm. Gene Ontology annotation, biological process: fructose metabolic process; gluconeogenesis; fructose 1,6-bisphosphate metabolic process. Gene Ontology annotation, molecular function: fructose 1,6-bisphosphate 1-phosphatase activity. The coding region runs from base 126 to 1148 and encodes 340 amino acids. The record is from RefSeq and is a predicted model, not a curated record. The transcript is spliced from 7 exons.